AUGAGUGUUGACAAUAAUAAUGUUCAGCUCAAACAAAUUGUCAAAAAUGUUGAUCAAUUGAAAGAUAUUAGCAAACAGCUAGCUGAUAACGAUAUUCCAUUCUACAAAACUAUUGAUUCUAAAUUUGCCGAGCAGAUCGAUAAUGAUUCUUCAAGACUUUUAGGGUUAAUUAACUCAUUUAUCGAAUCUAUUGACGAUAAUUGUGAUAAGUUAGAGUUAGGAAAGGAAUCUUUGAAUGACAAUUGGAAAGCUAUCGGGAAUGUGUUUGAUGGCCUUUAUGAAAAAUCGGAUAUCGCAUUUGAUACAUUACAAAAGGCUAAAUCUACCGGUCAACCCACGGAAGUUAAAAAGCCAGAGUCUAGUAAUGGGCUCAUAUAUAUGGAAGAUGGCAAAGCUGGUAAUGAUGAUAAUGAUUUGAAAUCAAGGAAAAGACAACCAAAGCCGCAGUUGAAGUUCCGUAAUUCAAUAGACAAUACUGAAACCUCGCCAUUUAAACCAAAGUUGGUAUCAAAACCAAAUGCCUUAAAAUCUUUCGAAGAUAGCUUGAAGAUCUUCCAACCUGAAAAAGAAGAGGAUCCAGCACAUUAUAGACAGCCAUACGAGUCAGAAAUAGAUAACCACAAAUAUCCUGACUCAAUCUUGGAAAAAUCCGAACCUAUCGCAUCGCAGCCAUGGCCAUCAACUGAAGAACCAAUAUGGGUUGACACGGUAGAAAAAUUGAAUGCCAUGAUAAUAGACCUCGAAGACUGUCCAGAAAUUGCUGUUGAUUUGGAACAUCAUGAUUAUAGAACUUAUUACGGUCUAGUGUGCUUGAUGCAAAUCAGUAAUCGUGAGAAGGAUUGGUUAGUCGAUACUUUGGCGUUACGUGAUGAUCUUCAACCUUUGAAUAAGAUUUUUACUGACCCGAAUGUGGUUAAGGUUUUUCAUGGUGCGUUUAUGGAUAUUAUUUGGUUGCAAAGAGACUUGGGGUUGUAUAUUGUUAGUUUAUUUGACACUUAUCAUGCUUCGAAGCAAUUGGGGUUCCCAAAGCACAGUUUAGCAUACCUACUCGAAAGAUUUGCCAACUUCAAGACAAAUAAGAAAUAUCAAAUGGCAGAUUGGAGAAUAAGACCCUUGACAUCAUCGAUGAAACUUUAUGCGAGAGCCGAUACGCAUUUCUUAUUGAAUAUAUUUGAUCAGUUGAAGAACAUGUUGAUUGAAAAAGAUGUCAUGAAUGUGGUAUUGCGUGAAUCAAGAAACGUCGCGAAAAGAAGAUUUGAGUAUUAUAGCUUCAGACCAUCUGAGCCAACAAGUGAGGUUGUUACCCCAAUAAGUGACAGGAUUGAGCCUUGGAGAAACAUUAUGAAUCAAUAUAAUAUAAACUUGACGAAAAAGCAACUAGUGAUUGAUUUAUAUGACUGGAGGGACAAGAUUGGAAGAAGAGACGAUGAAUCAGUGAGGUAUGUCAUGCCAAACCAAAUCCUUGUGGCUCUCGUAGUCAAUGCUCCAACUGAUUCAGCUGGCGUCUUGGCUGCCAAUCAUUAUGUGACCGAGCAUGUGAGGAUGAAUGCCAAAGAAAUUGCAGAAAUCAUCCAGAAAUCUCUCAAGAAUUCGGAGAAUGAGGACAUGGAACUCUUGAAAUCAGCUCAUUUCCAUGAUACUGAAGCCUUAAAUUUGGGUAACGACCAACUCACUGAAAGAAGAGUUUAUUCCAAUAUCACCAAAUUCAAUAAAUUCAAGAAAUUAUUUGAUAAUAUUACCUCAAAAACUGACUUGAUUGAUGACAGUGGUAGCUUGUUCCCGUCAAAGAUGUUCGUUGAAGAUCCAGCAACCUAUGUGUGGUCCACGAAAUACGAUGGCCAAGGGAAAACCAUGGAAUUCACUUCUGAAGAUUUGCAACAACGUCAGAAGUUGAUCAACAGAUUGUUGAAGACUGAUAAGGAUAGAACUAUUACUGCAGAAGUUCCGGUUCAAACCGAUAAGAUAACCAGUGAAACAAAAGAAACUCACCCUGUGGAGACACCGAAGAAGGACCAGGAUGAAAUAAUUGUCAUCAGAAAGAAGGUGGUGAGAAAUAGAGCCAGCAAACCAAAGACUGCCAGUGAUGAAAAUAAGGAUGUGGUUGACUAUGCCAAGGCCGACAAGAUCUUGGUUGACAAGCCUUCUAGUAAAAAUUACAGUAGAAAGAGAAAGGCUUACGAUCCGUAUGGUAAAUCUUUAGAUGAACCUAGACCUGCUAAGAAGGCUUUUAGUCUUAAUCGUGGGAAGAAUGUGUCUUACAAGACAAAAAAAUAA
Molecule: messenger RNA, 2274 nt
Organism: Saccharomycopsis crataegensis
Lineage: Eukaryota; Fungi; Ascomycota; Saccharomycetes; Ascoideales; Saccharomycopsidaceae
Gene: RRP6
Product: exosome nuclease subunit RRP6
Exons: 1
Coding region: 1-2274 (757 amino acids)
Biological process (GO): exonucleolytic trimming to generate mature 3'-end of 5.8S rRNA from tricistronic rRNA transcript (SSU-rRNA, 5.8S rRNA, LSU-rRNA); histone mRNA catabolic process; poly(A)-dependent snoRNA 3'-end processing
Cellular component (GO): nucleolus; nuclear exosome (RNase complex)
Molecular function (GO): nucleotide binding; single-stranded RNA binding; 3'-5'-RNA exonuclease activity
Source: RefSeq, a predicted model, not a curated record